AAACGUGGUUUAUUUUUUAUUAGUUUUAACUGUAACUUCGGAAGAAUUUCGCUCUUCUCUUUAAGAGCUUUUAAUAGUAAUGACGUUAAUAUAACCACUAGAGUAUAAAUGUUAUACGUAAACACGAUUAUCUACCAAUCAGGGAAAAGCUUUAAUUAGAUCAUUUCAACCACGUCAGUUUCUUACUGAUGCUAAUUCGUAUACGUUUGUUUCUAUAAAUAUUACCAGUAAUCGCGGUAGGAAAAAAAAUUCAUAAAUUUUAUUAAAAUGUUAAAUUUAUUUGAAUUUUCUUGCAUCGUGUUCUGGUGGCAUUUUUUAAUUAAGUAAAAGUUAGGUUGUGAAUGGCUGAUAUCGAUGAAAAAAAUGAGCAGUCACGUGGUUUAGAUGUCUUAAUUCCCGAUUAACGAGGCAGAGUGGUAAUAGUUUUGUAUUCUGCAUAAAAAGAGCCGAGUAUGAACUGUUGGAGGAAGUGGAGACAGAUUGUACAGGAAACAUAAUGCUUACGAGACCGAUAUUGUGCGGCUUAGGUAAAUGUGUAUUUGGAGGGUGGGGAAGACGAUGGUGGGAAAAUUUGGUUUUUAUACGUGAGGAUCAGCGACCCUGUGGGAAAGGAGCGCAGAUGGUCGUUGAGCGUGAAAAUGAUUCUGACUAUUUCCUGCCACCGUUCGUCCGGGUGGUGUCAAUGCUUUUCUAUUGUCGAGUAGCAAACACCAUCUGCUACCCCGCGCUUUUUAACUUCCUAAACAGAAUCAUUGCCAAACAGUGCAACUAUAAAAUGUUAUCUUAUCUUCCUAAAACAUGUUUGUAUAGUUUUUUCCAUCUAGUGAGUUUUUUUUCUACUACUCUGCUCUAUUGCCCUUAGGAAAUUAUUGUCCCAGAUAAAAACCAUUCUUUUGUUAUGCACUUCCUGCAUAUCCAGGUUUUAAUUACCUGUGAAAGGUAUUGGCAGUUAAACAGAAAAAAAAAGGAAAUGAGAUGAUGAAUGAGUGGAAUGUGUCUGUGGGAAAGAUGUCUUGGAUCACCAGAUGGGCCUUGAAUACUCUGUACUCCAAAUUAGAUAAUAAAAAUCAUCAUCUAGAUUUUUGCAUCUUUUAUUAUAUUUAUAAAUCUCCAUUAUAAUGUUAUUGAAAGGUCAUGAUAUACAUGAAGUUAUGACUUAAAUGAAAGGAAUACAUUCAUUGAUCAUGGCUAGAUGCACUUUGGACAAACUAUUUUGGUUGUGCAUAUUAAACUUCUGUACUCAAAUUAUGCAGUGUGCAUUUCUCUGUUCCAGUAAUUCUUCCAACAAUCAAUCAUGUAAAAGGUCGGAAAUAAUUAGUCUUCCUGGACAUUGGCCUGCAAAUUACUGUGUUAUCACCAAUAUUAAGUUUCAAGUUAGUAACAAAACAAUAACUGUCAAUAAAGAAAAUAUGAAAGAUUUGGAUAAAUGUUUUAAAAUUCAAGAUAUUUGGAGUUUUCAACCAAAGCAAAUUGAUUCAGAUAAUUUAAUCUGUGAUCAAGUAUUUCCAAGAGGACACUUUUUCACUGUUUAUUAUUAUCAUGGCAGCAAUUAUUUUCAUCUUCAUUAUGAUACAUUGAUUCCACUUUACUCUGCAUUAUAUUAUCAACAGACUUCUCUUCCAAAAGAAACAGUUUUGUUACCAGCAGUUGAGAUAAAACGGGGCGAGGGAGUAGAUUGGAAUACAGAUGCUUUCAUGAAAUCAGAAAUGUAUUGGUUAGAUAUGUUGAUGACAAUUGCUGGAUCUCACAGAUUAUUACCAUUGGAUAAGAGACUUGCUGCAAUAAAUAAAACAAUGUGUUUUGAAAGAGCCUAUUUUGGUACUCCAAGAGUUAAAUAUUCUGAUCCUUCUUUGAUAAAAGCUUUUAUAAAUUUUGUAAAGAAGACUUUACAAAUAGAAAAGAUUAAAAUUGAUGCUCACAAACCAAAAGUUGCUCUUAUUCACAGGGAAGGCAGAAGAAAAAUUCUGAAUGAAGAUGAAUUGAGUAAAAGCAUUGAAUCAUUUGCUGUAGUAGAGAUUAUUGAUUUUAGUGAACUUUCUUUUAAACAACAAGUUCAGAAAGUUCAGGAAUAUAGUGUUUUGGUUGGAAUAAAUGGUGCUGGGUUGACAAAUGCACUUUAUUUACCUGAAAGCAGUGUUGCAGUGCAACUUGUUCCAUAUAAAGCCCAAUUAAAUGUUGAUGAAUUUGCAACUCUGCUGAAAGCUAGAGGACCAUAUCUUCAAUGGGACAAUACUCAUUCAGAACUUAAUUCUCCCACUAAAUCUGAUCCUUUUAAUAAUGGCUCUGACACUAUAGUACACAAACAGGAAUUUAUAAAAAUCAUCAAGAAGGCAUUAGAGUUACAGCGGAAUUUUCUGAAUCAGAAAUUCAUUGAGUGAAAUUGGUUUGUUUAAACAAAAAAAGAAAAAAAAUUAAGGUUUGCUUGAUCUGUGAUGUGGUUUUGUAUAUAAUAUACUAUAAUUGUGAAAGUUGUAAACAUUACUAUAGUUUAUAUAUAAUGAUUGAAAAUUUUAAAACACUUUAAUGUAGUUGUUUUUUAAUAUUUCACUGUACUUUAAAAAUUAUAGCUACAAAUUUAUAUUUAAAAAAGGUUAAUAGUUUAGAUCAUAAAUGUUUAACUUCAGAAAGUUUUUGUCAAUAAUAUUACACAAAAAAUUGUUGCUAAUAUUUGUUAAAGAAAAAAUUUUAAAUUUGAUAAAGUGGUACAAAUUUGUUGUU
Messenger RNA from Centruroides sculpturatus (bark scorpion), 2718 nucleotides. Its product is annotated as protein O-linked-mannose beta-1,4-N-acetylglucosaminyltransferase 2-like. Lineage: Eukaryota; Metazoa; Arthropoda; Arachnida; Scorpiones; Buthidae. Gene Ontology annotation, molecular function: glycosyltransferase activity. The coding region runs from base 1161 to 2378 and encodes 405 amino acids. The transcript is spliced from 8 exons. The record is from RefSeq and is a predicted model, not a curated record.